Messenger RNA from Diutina rugosa, 1614 nucleotides. RefSeq lists its product as uncharacterized. The record is from RefSeq and is a predicted model, not a curated record. Lineage: Eukaryota; Fungi; Ascomycota; Pichiomycetes; Serinales; Debaryomycetaceae. The transcript has a single exon. Bases 1 to 1614 code for a protein of 537 amino acids. Gene Ontology annotation, molecular function: protein binding.
AUGCUGAUAUUGAGACCAACGCCCAAGUUUGUGUGCAACACUAAGAUUAGUGUCCACCACUGGCAAUUAUUGGACUUGUUACAUUACGAAAGCGCAACAAACCGACUCUAUUAUACCAAGGUUGAUGAGAUUCGCCGUCUCGAAAUCUGUCAGAAUCAAGCACGUCUGGAACGGCACUUUGAGCUCAAAUACCUCCCAAAGUGUUCUAAUGUGGCAUCCAACGGGGUAACUGUAACCGGAGGAGUGCUUCAACCAAAUCUGGCAGUGUCACAGCUGUUUGAAUCAUUGGAAAUGCCCACGGCUUUGGAGCCCGGCAAAUGUUGCAAGAUUCAGCGCCCGCGCAGCUCCAAUCAAGGCUUAUUCUCAUAUUACAGUCCUGAAACCGGGGCCCAUACGACAGUCAAGUUGGGCGAAAUGAUCAAUAACGAUGUUAAGAUUUAUGACUCAAACUCCUCGCAAUUCUCAGCAUACGCUUGCAAUAAUGACCUGUUUUUAUACUGCAUGGACGUGAACAACUCCAGUCAAAUUAGCGUAACAGCCAAAAUCAACUGUGAGCUCAACACCUGUCUAAAUAACGUCAUUCGCAAUCCCAUGUGCCAUCGUUUGCUUACAGUACUGGGUGAUACCUCGCUGAUAUUCAUGGUUGACCCGUCACUGCCUCAGCCUGUCAUCAAAACCAUCGAUAGCAAGCACGAUCUGGGAUUCGGUAUCGCAUACCACAAUCUGGGAACUAUGUUCUCACUGGUGUUUCAAGAUGGGCUGUGUCUCAUUUAUGAUAUCCGCAAUUUGCUGGGCAAGUUGGCAGAAAUCCGGAGUACUCGCCCUGGUAUCCUGGCAGGAGCGUUAAGGUUAUGCAAGUUUUCACCCGGUAAUACCCAAGAUGACCUCUUGGUUCUCUCUGAACAUGCCGGCCGCGUCCAUCUUGUCGAUAUGCGUCACGUCACUGAUGAAAAACACGAAAGCCAUCAAGUCAUAGUUCUCCCUGGUGCCUUGGAGCAGUAUGCCGAUUUUAUGGUACAAAAUAAGCGAAGAGUCGAGAAGCUUCGAGGUGAUGAUGACGCCAUGUCCGAAUUAAACGCAGAUGUUUCAGUUCAUGAUGUUUUGACGCUUUACAAUGAUCAAAUUCGCAACUAUCCUCUGUUUUCUGCGCCGUUAGUCUAUUGUUACGACUACUUGAUCAAUGAGAACCCCCAAUUAUUCAAGAACUACUAUUAUCAACCACCACCUCCUCCACCUGCCCCACACUCCGUUCCCCCGCGUUUCAAAAGUCCCCAGUGGUCAUCCACAACACAAGCCCACGUAGAUGAUCCUGCUGUGGCACCUAAAGACCAAGGUCUUUCAUGGCAGAGUCUGCUCGAAACUGACGUUUUCGAGGAGGAGGACGAGGAGAAAGAUGAUGAAAAGCUUUUUGCAAGUUAUGUGUUCCACGAGAGAUCAUACUCGACAACUUCUGCCGAUAACUUGGAUGGUGAAAUGCUCAUUGCUGGUCUUGAGUACUACUGCCCUCCCAAUGAGGGUGGCCGCAUUGUAGUGGGUACUAAACUGGCAGGGCUUAUUGCUUGGGAAGUAAACGCUAUUGCCCGCCGGGGUAUCUCAGAUGCCUCACUUGUAUAG